GACGCGCAGUUGUGGAGACACGCGAUAUGCCCAAGUAAAGCUUGCGGUCCGGCAUAGAUCGGGUGGAGCGCAUAUCGUCGGCUUUCCCCAGCUUUGUACCUUCCUACAUAGUGUGUGGACGGUCUAGAUGGAAUGUGUUGUCGUGCUUACGGCAAGACACUUUAUCAGUCCUGAUAAUGUAGACCUUAUUUCCCUUCAAGUGUCUGCAAAAUUCAUCAAUUGAACUUCUUCCAAGUACCAAACUGUCAGCAUGCGCUCCAUCAAGCCAAGGCAUCUCAACCGACAUGCCUUCCCUCGUCGGCUCUUCAACUCGAGCACCUCGGCUCAACCCGAUAUUACCCCCAUAACCUCCCUCCUCAUAGCCAAUCGAGGCGAGAUUGCUCUGCGUAUAAAUCGAACCGCAAAACGCCUCGGUAUUCAGACCACAACGCUAUACACCGAUCCCGACGCAUCGUCACAACAUGCGGCAUGCUCGCCCAACUCGAUCGGACUCGGAGCCGCGAAUAGCUACCUCGAUGGGGAAAGGAUAGUUAAGCUGGCAAAGCAGAACGGCAUCCAGGCGCUUCACCCCGGCUAUGGCUUCCUGUCCGAGAAUGCUGCGUUCGCGCAGCGUUGCGAGCAAGAGGGCAUUGUGUUCGUUGGCCCCCCCGCCAAAGCCAUGACGGAUAUGGGAGACAAGGCGCGGAGCAAGGAGAUCAUGACUCAGGCUGGUGUCGCUUGUGUACCGGGAUACCAUGGUAGCGAGCAAGAUGAGACGGAGCUGUUGAACCAUGCCAAGAAUAUCAAGUUCCCUGUGCUGCUCAAGAGCGUCAAGGGUGGGGGUGGAAAGGGCAUGCGCAUUGUGGUGGAGGAAGGCGAGUUCCUGCAGCAGUUAAAGAGCGCUCGAGCCGAGGCGAGGGCAUCUUUUGGGGAAGGUGGUGAGGUGAUGUUGGUGGAGAAGUAUAUCGUGAGGCCGAGACAUGUCGAAGUACAAGUCUUUGCCGAUAAAUGGGGUAACUGUGUCGCAUUGGGAGAACGGGACUGCAGUGUGCAGAGGAGACAUCAAAAGAUCCUCGAAGAGUCACCAGCACCUAACCUGGACGAUGCCACAAAACUUGACCUGUGGGAUAAGGCAAGGAUCGCUGCACUCGCAGUGGGCUACGUCGGUGCGGGAACAGUCGAAUUCAUCCUCGAUAAGGACAGUGGGGACUUCUACUUCAUGGAAAUGAACACGCGAUUACAAGUCGAACAUCCCGUCAGCGAAAUGGUCACGGGCACGGAUCUCGUCGAAUGGCAAUUCAGGGUUGCCGCCGGGGAGAAAUUACCUUUGACGCAGGAAGAAAUCAUGGACCGAAUCGCAGAGCGAGGUGCUGCGAUAGAGGCAAGAAUAUAUGCUGAGAGUCCCGAACGAGGAUUCGUGCCAGACUCCGGAAAGCUAGUGCAUUUAACAACACCAAAGACCAACGAGGACAUUCGUAUAGAUGCAGGCUUUGUGGAGGGCGACACAGUGAGUGAAGCAUAUGAUGGAAUGAUCGCGAAACUUAUAGUAAGGGGACCGGACCGCGAAACGGCAAUCAGGAAGAUGGAGUUGGCCCUUCGUGAUUAUGAAGUCGUCGGCUUGAGCACUAACAUCGAAUUCCUUAAGCGGCUGUGCCGGUCACCGGCCUUCAUCCAGGGCGAUGUCGAGACUGGGUUUAUUGACAAGUGGAAAUCAGAGCUUUUUGAUCCUUUGGGCAUCAAGCCAGAAGUGUUCGUUCAGGCAGCACUUGGUAUGUUCGCUUCGUCACUGACGAGCUCUACCGGACCUCAUGGCACCUCAUUGGGCUUUGGCAUCAGUGCAAGUGAGCGUAGGUUUGCCUUCAAGACCAUUGAAGCGUCAGAGCAACAGGAGAGCGAGGUUGUAGAGGUCAGCAUCACCCAGAAAGGAAACCAACUCUUCGAUGCCAGGGUGAUACGGAAGGGAGAAGAGGAGCAAGACUUCCAGAACCUGGUCUCGGCGCCCACAUCUAGCAGCCGAGACACGACAACCUUAUCGACGUACUUCCCCAAUUCAAGGAUACAAACAACCGUCGUCCAGGAUCCGACAAAUGACCAUAAAGUUUCCAUCUUCCAGCAUGGUAUGAAGACAGAAUUGGCCUUGCUACCACCAACAUGGUACGAAAAGGCUCUGGGUCUCAAGGAGGUCACGGCUUCAGUCGUUGCGCCUAUGCCUUGCAAGGUGCUCAAGAACGAAGCUAGCGAGGGCGACAGGGUGGUCAAGGGGGCUCCCCUUGUUGUCAUUGAGUCCAUGAAGAUGGAGACGGUGAUUCGGUCUCCACAGGAUGGCGUUAUCAAGCGACUUGCACAUAAGGAAGGCGACGUGUGUAAAGCCGGUACAGUUUUGGUCGUUUUCGAAGAGGAAGGGUCCCCGGAGUGAUCAGCUCACAGAAGAACUUCAUACCCAGGACGUUGACUUGAGAUUUGAAACCCAGUUUGACGUACAACAAAAUAGGUAAACAAGGUGCAAAAGGUGUUAAAUACUAGGU
Molecule: messenger RNA, 2504 nt
Organism: Pseudomassariella vexata
Lineage: Eukaryota; Fungi; Ascomycota; Sordariomycetes; Amphisphaeriales; Pseudomassariaceae
Product: carbamoyl-phosphate synthase subunit L
Exons: 2
Coding region: 251-2395 (714 amino acids)
Cellular component (GO): mitochondrion
Molecular function (GO): metal ion binding; ATP binding; methylcrotonoyl-CoA carboxylase activity
Source: RefSeq, a predicted model, not a curated record